Benincasa hispida (wax gourd) is the source of this 924-nucleotide messenger RNA. RefSeq names its product photosystem I subunit l (gene PSAL). The record is from RefSeq and is a predicted model, not a curated record. Gene Ontology annotation, biological process: photosynthesis. NCBI's taxonomy places the organism in Eukaryota, Viridiplantae, Streptophyta, Magnoliopsida, Cucurbitales, Cucurbitaceae. Gene Ontology annotation, cellular component: photosystem I; chloroplast thylakoid membrane; photosystem I reaction center.
AAAACUUAAACUGACCCCCAAAACCAAAUCUAAAAAUCUCACCUCAUUCUUCUUCUCUGCCACUGAUCCUUUCACAAGCCCAAGGCAGCAGAAGCAAAAGCAGCAGCCAUGGCAACUGCAACCUCCCCCAUUGCCAGCCAGCUCAGUUCCAGCUUCGCUUCAUCCAACACCAGAGCUUUGAUCUCUCCCAAAGGCCUCUCCGCUUCGCCGCUCCGACGCAUCCCUACAAGAACACACUCCUUCACCAUCAGAGCUAUCCAAGCUGAUAAGCCAACUUACCAAGUGAUCCAGCCAAUCAAUGGAGACCCAUUCAUUGGAAGCCUUGAGACUCCAGUCACCUCAAGCCCACUGAUAGCAUGGUACCUAUCAAACCUCCCAGCCUACAGAACAGCAGUCAGCCCAUUGCUGAGGGGAAUUGAAGUGGGCCUAGCCCAUGGUUUUUUUCUGGUCGGCCCAUUUGUCAAAGCUGGCCCUCUAAGGAACACAGCCUAUGCCGGAGGAGCCGGCUCACUCGCUGCUGGCGGUCUCAUUGUCAUUUUGAGCAUCUGCUUGACAAUGUAUGGCGUUGCAUCCUUCAAUGAAGGAGAGCCAUCCACCGCACCAUCUUUGACCUUGACUGGACGGAAGAAGAACCCUGAUCCAUUGCAAACAGCUGAUGGGUGGGCGAAAUUCUCCGGCGGGUUCUUCUUCGGUGGGAUCUCUGGUGUGAUCUGGGCAUACUUCCUCCUCUAUGUCUUGGACCUCCCUUACUACGUCAAGUAGAUUUUGUAUCAUUUUCUGUUUCUGCAAUGCAACUUCCAUGUGUUACGGGAACAUAAAAUUGUAUAUUUUCUGCCAAACCUCUUUGUUAGAUCCUUUGUGAUUGCAUAUUGAUUUCCCUUUUGGAACUGUUAUGUAUGUACCGUCCUUCCAUUUGCUGCUUCA